AUGGGAAAGGAAAAGACUCAUAUCAAUAUUGUCGUCAUUGGACAUGUCGAUUCGGGUAAAUCGACGACGACCGGCCACUUGAUUUACAAAUGUGGUGGUAUCGAUAAGCGUACCAUUGAAAAAUUCGAAAAAGAAGCUCAAGAAAUGGGCAAAGGCUCAUUCAAGUACGCCUGGGUGUUGGACAAGUUGAAAGCUGAACGUGAGCGUGGUAUCACCAUUGAUAUCGCUCUAUGGAAAUUCGAAACUAGCAAAUACUAUGUCACUAUUAUUGACGCUCCAGGACAUCGUGACUUCAUCAAGAACAUGAUCACUGGAACAUCGCAAGCCGAUUGUGCUGUCUUAGUCGUUGCUUGCGGUACUGGUGAAUUCGAGGCUGGUAUCUCGAAGAACGGUCAAACUCGGGAACAUGCAUUGCUCGCUCAAACACUUGGAGUGAAACAGUUGAUCGUUGCAUGCAACAAGAUGGAUUCCACUGCACCAGCAUUUUCCGAAACUCGAUUCAAUGAGGUCACCAAUGAGGUUUCGAAUUAUAUCAAAAAAAUUGGCUACAAUCCAAAGGCUGUUGCUUUUGUCCCGAUCUCAGGUUUUAAUGGCGACAAUAUGUUGGAACCAUCCGAAAAUAUGCCGUGGUUCAAGGGAUGGAGUGUUGAAAGGAAGGAAGGGAAUGCUUCUGGCAAGACACUUCUGGAAGCUUUGGAUGCGGUCAUACCACCGUCUAGACCUACAGACAAGCCUCUCAGAUUGCCUUUGCAGGAUGUUUACAAGAUUGGAGGUAUUGGAACUGUCCCUGUUGGUCGCGUUGAAACCGGUGUUCUGAAACCAGGCAUGGUAGUAACGUUUGCACCGCAGAAUAUUACGACUGAAGUGAAAUCCGUUGAGAUGCAUCAUGAAGCUCUGCAGGAGGCACUUCCUGGUGACAAUGUUGGCUUCAACGUUAAGAAUGUGUCCAUCAAGGAGAUUCGACGUGGUUCGGUUGCCUCCGACUCAAAGAAUGACCCCGCUAAAGAAACUAAGCAGUUUACUGCACAGGUUAUUAUCAUGAACCACCCAGGUCAGAUUGCUGCAGGAUACACUCCUGUUCUUGACUGUCACACAGCUCACAUUGCUUGUAAAUUCGCCGAACUUAAGGAGAAGGUCGACAGGCGAUCCGGGAAGAAAGUGGAAGAUAACCCGAAAUUCCUAAAGUCGGGUGACGCUGGUAUUGUUGAUUUGAUCCCAACUAAGCCGCUCUGUGUCGAAACGUUUACUGAAUACCCACCACUUGGACGAUUCGCGGUACGUGAUAUGCGGCAAACGGUAGCGGUUGGUGUUAUCAAGGGUGUUGAAAAAACGGAAGGUGGUUCUGGGAAAGUGACGAAGGCAGCGCAGAAGGCUGGAACUGCACCAGCUGGAAAGAAGAAAUAA
Loa loa (African eye worm) is the source of this 1404-nucleotide messenger RNA. Its product is annotated as elongation factor 1-alpha. Bases 1 to 1404 code for a protein of 467 amino acids. The record is from RefSeq and is a predicted model, not a curated record. Gene Ontology annotation, biological process: translational elongation; translation. Gene Ontology annotation, molecular function: GTPase activity; translation elongation factor activity; GTP binding. Lineage: Eukaryota; Metazoa; Nematoda; Chromadorea; Rhabditida; Onchocercidae. The transcript has 6 exons.